This is a messenger RNA of Sclerotinia borealis F-4128, 813 nucleotides long. The record is from the annotation of a GenBank genome assembly. NCBI's taxonomy places the organism in Eukaryota, Fungi, Ascomycota, Leotiomycetes, Helotiales, Sclerotiniaceae.
AUGUCUAACUCUAAAACCGUUAUAGCAUUCGACCUCUAUGGUACUCUCCUUUCAACCGAGAGUAUCGCCAAAGAAUUGGCCAAAUAUCUACCUUUUGAGGAGAAAGCACAGUUUAUUGCCACGAUAUGGAGAAGAUAUCAAUUGGAAUAUACAUUUCGCAUGAAUAGCAUGUCCGUCUACGCACCCUUCGAAGCCGUCACCACCCACGCCCUCCGACAAGCGCUCUCCGAACACCAUCACGACAUCUCCAUCCCCGACAUGGCCAAGAUAAUGAGCGCCUACAAUGCGCUCUCUACAUUCCCCGACGUCGAAGCUGGACUGCUUGCACUGGCGCAGGAUCCCGAUAUCGACGCCUAUGUAUUCUCCAACGGAUCGGAAGCCAUGGUGUCAGCAUCUGUCACUGAAUCUCCUUCGUUAUCGGUACAUGCGGGGGUUUUUAAAGAGCUCAUUACCGUGCAGGAGGUGAAGUGCUAUAAGCCUGAUCCAAGAGUCUACAGAUAUUUGCUGAGGAAGGUGGGGAAGGCGGGGAAAGCGGCAAAGAAUGGGGAUGCGGGGGAUGUGUGGCUCGUGAGUGGUAAUCCGUUUGAUAUUGUGGGGGCGAGAGCUUGUGGUUUGAAGACGUGUUGGGUAGCGAGGAAGGAUGGGGAUUCGGGGAGUGGCAUCUGGCAUGAUAGGAUGGGAGAAAUGGCGAGUGGUGGGCCUCAUAUUAUUGUGGAUGGCGUGGAUGAGGCUGUGAGGAGAAUUCAAAGAUUGUCGAAGAAUAUUACGUCGUUGGAUGCUGAGGCUCCGGCUUUUGUUAGUCGUCAGAGUUAA